UCCUUCAAGUCCACAGUCAGUCCAAAUGAAGACGAAAGCAGCAUCAUCAAUAGACAGAGACAUCUUCCUCCUCAUUUCGAAAAAGUAUCGCCUAAAGUAAACCUCGUCCUCCUCCUCCUCGAGAUCCCCCACAUGGCCAGUUACCACCACCACCACCAUGGCCACCACACCGCGCCGCCGCCGCCGCCGCCUCCCACCUCCCCCUGCUGCUGCUGGGCUGACCGAAACUCCACCAGCUGCUGCAUCCCGCCGCACCAACCCCCACCCCCACCACCAGUGGACCCACUUCUUGAGAACCUCAUAGCCCGCCUCCUUCAAUCUUCUCCACCACCACCGACCCACAGCCCCCGCCACCGUCUCCGGCAGUUGAACACCCACCACCACCAUCACUCCUCAGUCCUCUCCUCCCUUCUUGACCGCAUCGAGUCCCUCGAGUCCUCCUUCCACUCCCUCUCGAUCUCCUCCUCCUCCUCCCUCCGGGACGCUGCUGCUCGGGUGAUUCAGACCCAUUUCAGGGCCUUCCUUGUUCGCAGAUCAAGAACCUUAAGGAACCUGAAGGACCUCGCCGCCAUCAAAUCAAGUUUCCUUAACCUCAAAUCCUCCGUCUCCGACAUCAACAGUACCCGUGUCAACCUUGUCGCCGUCUCCGAUGAGGCCAUGGACUUGCUGCUUCAGCUCGAUUCCAUUCAGAAUCAUGAUCCUAUGAUUAGAGAUGGUAAAAGGUCAAUAAGCCGAGAUUUGGAUGCUUUCUUGGAGUGCAUUGAUCGACUUGCGGUAAAAAGACGUCAACUUUUGGUCGUCAAUUCACGAAAGAGCGUGAAGGUUGUUGCGAACCGGAGCAACAAAUCUAAGAUUUUGAGAGAGGAGAAAGAACUAGUUAACAAGCUCAAGGACAGGGUCGAAAAGAUCCGGCAGUUAUCUCAGGUCUUAGGGACUCAGGAAGAAGAUGUGGAGCUCGAAGGCUUUCAAAACUUCAGUGAUGAUGGCGAAGAAAAUGAUAGAACCUUCGCUCGCAGAAUUGGCCCAGCUCCAACCGCGAAGAAGAUCGUGACUUUUGCAGAGAAUGGGAAUGUUUAUCGGGUUAUCAGCACCGACUCUGAUGAGAGUUCGAGUGGGGAUGAUGGCACUGGCUCUAGUGAUGAUCACGGCGAGAUCUCCGCUGAUGAUGGAAAGUUGAAGGGCUCUUAUGUGAUCGUUGAGGAAGCUGACAUGGAUAACUUAGCAUCUUCCCCGGUGAGCAGUGAUGGAGGAGAGCCGAGGAGCCAGGGGAGGGAUGAGUCCAAGUUCUCCUUUUCUGCCCCGAAGCCAGAGAGGAUGGACUCAAGGGAAGAUUUCCCGAAGAAGAGAAAUGGGGCCCUGAAGAUCGGAACUUAAAUGACCGGGAUAAGAACGUAAAAGGAUCGUGUUUCCAUUCCUUGGGUCACUUGUGAGUGUAGCAGUAGAGCACUUGGGAUCAGUUGCAAUUUGCGAAUGUCACUUUAGAUUCAUCUAGUCGGGACCUUGAGGGGCUCGAGCGAUUGUGAUAGCUUAAUUGUGAUUACGUGCUGAUUACUGUUGUAGCUUUCGAUUUGGUUUCACUCAUUGAAUGUGUGGCAACAUUAGUCUUUUUGGAUGCGUUCCGGUGACAAUCUCGAGAGAAAUUCACGUUGAAGCUCUUAGCUGGUUUCUAUUCUUUCUUCCUUCAAGAGCAUUAUUUCUUGGGCAACUGUAUCUCUUGA
Messenger RNA from Punica granatum (pomegranate), 1718 nucleotides. Lineage: Eukaryota; Viridiplantae; Streptophyta; Magnoliopsida; Myrtales; Lythraceae. The record is from RefSeq and is a predicted model, not a curated record.